GAACAAGCUCUUGCAACCGUUGUCUUGCAUUUCGGACCGAGUGAACUGUAUUGUCUUUUCUUCCGUUGAAACUUUGCGUGUCGUGGGUACCGCAUGGCUGCCUUCGUUUUCGAUACAAUCGCAGUGUCAAAUCACGUCGCAGAACUUCAGCGGAGUUAUUUCCAUCGGUCGGCUUGCCCUUUUUGCCUGUGCGGCUGUCAUCAAGGCGGAAGAGUAGACGUGUAGCCACUUCGUAUGGGACGUUGAAAUAAAGGAGUUUUUGCUUAAUUCGAUGUCCGGAAACGGAGAAGCGGGGGCUCUCUCUGUUACGAGCAUCGUUCGGCGCUGUACGGACGAAAACGGCGUCGGUCCUCUCGUAUUUCUUCUAAAUUGUCCAGUUUUAUGCGUGCGCACGUUCUGCUCACAGGUCGACACCGAACUGAAAUGUAUCGUGCUGAGUUACUGCUGUGAAAAAUAAGUUUCAACGAGAUUGUCAGUUUGGCUCCUCAGACACCGGUCCUCCUUAAAAGCCGCCGUGCGAUCGAUUCGAGAAGCGGCGUCUUUCCCUCCUUGAGAACAGCAACUGGGGUCACAAGGGUCUCCUAGAUUCUACGGCCUCUUUCUCCAGCAACGAUUCAGAACCACUGCCACGAAGUCAUAGUCAUGGCGACAGCGGAAAAGCUUGGCAAUAUCGCCACCAAUAUUGUCCUCGAGAAAGUGGCUCAGGACAAGCUCAAGGCCGCAUACGAGGCUCGCUGUCAAGACCAGAAGCCUGAGGAAGAAGCACAGCAUGAAGCCAACGAAGAAGCAGAAGGAGGAGGUGAUGGUCUCAUUGACAUUUCGCACUGGCGCGAGAAAAGAAUGCAACAAAUCAAGGAAGCGCGAAACAAGCAGGAUUUAUACCGGCAACAGGGCCAUGGAAAGUACGAAGAAAUCGUAGAAGAAGAAUUCCUUCCAGCUGUGACCAAGUCGAAACUUGCGAUCUGCCACUUCUUCAGUCCUACCUUUGACAGGUGCAAAGUCAUGGACAAGCAUCUGACCGAACUUGCACUUCUUCAUCUGGAAACGCGUUUUAUGAAAAUCAAUGCAGAAAAGGCACCGUUUUUCUCGCAAAAGCUCCACAUCCGGUGCCUGCCGUCAGUUGUUUUGUUCAAAGACGGAAUCGCAGUGCACACGAUAGUCGGCUUUACGGAAUUAGGUGGUGUGGAUGAUUUUCGAAGAGCCAAGCUGGAGCGUCUCCUUCUCAAGUACAAGGUUGUCGAGAGGUGCCUUGGAGACAACAUCAGCGACGAGUCAGAUGACGAGUCGGACAACAAUUGACGGACGCAACGCUUUGCUUGACAGAUUUCCUUGGAGAUUUUAACUACAUACCACGUGCAGUGCACAUCCUGGUGCACCGUUUCCCUCUGGACCGGCCACCGGCUGGGCUCGUAUACGUCGAAUGGAACGUGUGCUUUUCACUGGUACCUCUCGACACGGAUGAGUUUGCGUUCGUCUGUCCAGGAAGGUGGUUAUACUCAUGUGCUCGAGUAUGCUGAGGCUCGCAGCAGUGUAUGAAGCGUUUUUGCUGUGUACGGUGUUAUGCAAUAAUAUGCUUGUCAAUCGCCGAGCUCUCUAGUGCCGCCUGCAGAAACCGUGAAUAAUGGCCUGCGGAGGAGUGCACGCGGCACGCUUGGGAACAGUAUACGAUGUUCAAAGCGCGCAGAUUUUAUUCGACAUCUCACAGAAAGAGCGGAAAUGUAGAAAGCUUAUUCUCUUCCCAUUUUCGUACAAGCGAGAGGUUAAAGUUUCGCAGAAACUAAAUUUCGUGGUAACAAAACGCACAUCUGAACAAAACAAAGGAAACUCCCUCACGCCGCCCGUUACAGAUGUGCAUCCGCUUUGACCUCCUGUAUUCGG
Molecule: messenger RNA, 1878 nt
Organism: Toxoplasma gondii ME49
Lineage: Eukaryota; Apicomplexa; Conoidasida; Eucoccidiorida; Sarcocystidae
Product: thioredoxin domain-containing protein
Exons: 7
Coding region: 643-1299 (218 amino acids)
Cellular component (GO): cytoplasm
Source: RefSeq, a predicted model, not a curated record